Contarinia nasturtii (swede midge) is the source of this 519-nucleotide messenger RNA. RefSeq names its product NEDD8 (gene Nedd8). Gene Ontology annotation, biological process: protein neddylation; modification-dependent protein catabolic process; regulation of proteolysis. The coding region runs from base 129 to 368 and encodes 79 amino acids. NCBI's taxonomy places the organism in Eukaryota, Metazoa, Arthropoda, Insecta, Diptera, Cecidomyiidae. Gene Ontology annotation, cellular component: nucleus; cytoplasm. The record is from RefSeq and is a predicted model, not a curated record. Gene Ontology annotation, molecular function: protein tag activity; ubiquitin protein ligase binding. The transcript is spliced from 3 exons.
AGCAAUUGCUUUUCAUUUACAUUCAGAUACAAACAUUUCGUUUGGUGCGUUUCACAAUUUCACACUUAAAUUUGUAGCUAUUUUAUUUCUGAUUAUCACAUUAAGAAAAUUAAGAUUUUAUCUUAAAAAUGUUGAUCAAAGUGAAGACAUUGACCGGCAAGGAAAUCGAAAUCGAUAUUGAGCCCACAGAUAAAGUUGACCGCAUCAAGGAGCGAGUGGAAGAAAAAGAAGGCAUACCACCGCAACAACAACGUUUGAUCUUUUCAGGAAAGCAAAUGAACGACGACAAAACUGCAUCCGAUUACAAGGUCCAAGGUGGUUCGGUUCUUCAUUUAGUUCUGGCACUUCGUGGUGGAUUGAUCGAUUGAAAAAUUUAUGAUAAUUCAAACAAUAUUCUUAACAUAACCAAAAUUUGUUGCGAUAUUUUUUGUUCGUAAUCUAAGAGAUAUCGAGAGAGUACUGCGAAAAUGUCAACAUAAAGAAAUCGUCAAUAAACCAUAAAAAUUUAUACGAAAUACA